AUCAUCGUCAAUCCCCCUCAUCUUUAGACCGUUUUUAUUCGUAUUAUUUUGAUCCUCGAUAUCUCCGCCCGUCUAUAGCCCUUUCUAUUCCAGUUUUGCCAUUUCUCUCUCCGAUUGAAUGCUGUGUCGAGCAUCCAUAAUAGGAAGCUAUCGUUGGUGGGUCCGGGAAUGCAUAAAGCGGCACACGCAGUAUGAUCUUUGAAUACUCUACUUUACAUGGCCAUGGUCUUUGAGACAUGCAGACUUUGCUCAUCGUGCUAAUAUCGUAUGAUAACAGGUAUUGCAGAUGAGAUCGAGUCAACCUGACAUCAUACCUACGGAUGAAGAUCGCAGGGUCAGCCUAGUAGCCGCGUCCGCAUCGGUUCCGUCGACUUACAUAUCGGAACGCUGGACGACCAUGCUAUCCUUCCCUACUUUCCCCUCACACUAGAGCACGAAGAUAAGAGUUGCUCAUUGACCUUGAAACUGAAACAGUAUGGUACAAUAUACCUCGAAGAGUAUACCUCUUGUCAUUGUAGAAGGCUUUCUAGGACGUGCUGAUGCUUCUCUCUGGGGAGGCUUCAAGGAACACUUAAACAAGGAUACCGAUAUACCCAGAGACGUCAUAUUUGUAAGUGUCGGUCCAGUAAGCUCGUUGCACGACCGGGCAUGUGAACUAUUUUAUGCUCUCAAAGGCGGGACAGUGGAUUAUGGCGAAAAACACGCAAGGGCUAACGGACACGCGCGGUACGGCAGGAUUCACGCGGAAGGACUCUAUUCUGGUUGGUCGAGAGAAUCGCCGCUACAUUUCCUUGGUCAUUCCAUAGGUGGACCAACAAUCAUGAAGCUUCAAUGGCUUAUUUCUACUGGUUUCUUCGGAGGCUUGUAUCACCCCGAUAUGCUUCUCUCCGUCACAACAGUCUCCGCGCCCUUUCGUGGCACGCAAGUGGUGUACUUGCUCGGCGAACGAACAGAUACUGCACCUGCGGUGCGAUGGUUAUCUUUGGGAGAUCUACUGGCCAAAGGCAUUCACAUUGGCUCUUAUCUGGCGCCGUUGCUCCCCAAGAUCCUUGACUUUCACACAGAGUCUCGAUCCUUGUCUUUCCAGAAGUCGUCCUUCAUAUCGUUCCUUCAACAACUUUGGCGUAGCGACUGGGCGGAGGGAAGGGACGCUGCUCCCUUUGAUGUUACUUUCCUGGCCUCAGACGAGCGAGAGGCCAAUGAAGAAGGCGCUAUCAACCCGGGAACAUUCUACCGCAGCUAUGCCGCGAAUAUGACUGUAAAGACUUCGGAAGAAAGUAACAUCCACAAACCGUCGGCAGGACAUGCGUUAUACGCACCUGGACUCUACGCGACCUCUUACGCAAUGGGGUCAUUCGAUUUUUCAGACUUGAAGCCUUCACCGACAUUCAUACACGAUGUCGACCGAAAUCCUUCGUAUCACGCUAAUGACGGGGUAGUCCCUGUCUUUUCGCAGUGGCAUCCCCUUGAUUGCGAGUCCACUCAUUGUCGGCAUCUCGAUAUCGCUCCUGAGGAGGAUACAAUAGAACGCGGAACAUGGCACGUUUACGAUCUAGAUGAUGCCAAUCACUUGUCAAUUGCUCCAUUUUGGUUCAACACAUCACGGCAAACAAUGUUCUGGAGAGAGAUGGGACAGUGGUUAUGGAAAGUAGAUGUUGCUCAAUGUAUCUAGUGCUAAUACUGUAUACUUCAUCCAAACGUCCCAUAUUGCAAUCC
This is a messenger RNA of Somion occarium, 1716 nucleotides long. The record is from the annotation of a GenBank genome assembly. Lineage: Eukaryota; Fungi; Basidiomycota; Agaricomycetes; Polyporales; Cerrenaceae.